Messenger RNA from Hemicordylus capensis (graceful crag lizard), 3871 nucleotides. RefSeq names its product GRIP1 associated protein 1 (gene GRIPAP1). Gene Ontology annotation, cellular component: glutamatergic synapse; extrinsic component of postsynaptic early endosome membrane; postsynaptic recycling endosome. The coding region runs from base 269 to 2842 and encodes 857 amino acids. Lineage: Eukaryota; Metazoa; Chordata; Lepidosauria; Squamata; Cordylidae. The record is from RefSeq and is a predicted model, not a curated record. The transcript is spliced from 26 exons. Gene Ontology annotation, biological process: regulation of recycling endosome localization within postsynapse; regulation of modification of synaptic structure; neurotransmitter receptor transport, endosome to postsynaptic membrane.
UCCCACCCACCCCCUCGACAGGACUCUCUUUACCGCUCUUUUCCGGAGGCUGGCGGAGGGAGGAAGGAGCCGAAAGAGCAAGCCAGAAUGAGCCACCCGUCCUCCUGUCUCUCUAUGAUCUUCUCUUAAAGCCACCCCGCCUCCAGGACCGAGCGGGGGUGGGCUUCCCCUCUCCUGCAUCUGGCUAUCCCUCCGCCCCCUCCUUCUGCGCCUUCUCGGGUCGAACCAAGCGGGGUCCGAACGUGGGGGGCGGAGGGGGGGAGGGAAGAUGGCGCAGGCCUUGUCCGGAGAGGAGUUCGAGCGCAUGCAGGCACAACUACUGGAGCUUCGGACACAGAAUUACCAGCUCUCUGAUGAACUCCGCAAGAACACUGCUGAAUUAAAUGGGCUUCGACAGCGGGUGGCUUUUCUGGAUAAGGAAUUUGCCAAGGCUCAGAAGGCUCUGAAUAAGAGCAAAAAGGCUCAGGAAGUAGAUGCCUUACUUAGUGAAAAUGAAAUGCUUCAGGGAAAACUACACAGCCAGGAGGAUGACUUCAGGCUGCAAAAUAGCACCCUCAUGCAGGAGCUCUCCAAGCUGUGCUCUCAGAUUGAGCAGUUGGAGAAGGAGAACAAGAGUCUCCGGGAAGGGGACGUGGCCGUCACUGGCGGUGCCUCCCCAGCCACUCCUGUGGAUGGAGAGCUGCUCAGACUUCAAGCAGAGAACGCUGCGCUGCAGAAGAACAUGGCAGCUUUGCAGGAGCGCUAUGAGAAGGAGGUGGCCCGUCAGGCAGAAAGCCGAGGCGGCGGGAAGGGCGAUGCCUCCAUAGAGCCUCUUCCUGCUGGGCAAGAGGAUUUGGAGCCCCCGGCGGCAUCUGAGAGCAGCACUUCUCAGCAGCUUCUGUCAGAGGUGGAGCUGAAGUGGCAGACGGAGCGGGAGGAGAAAAGGCUCCUGAAAGAGCAGCUGCAGAGCCUUGAGGCAUCGAAGACAACAGAGACCUCCCGGCUGCAGCAAGAACUCAGCAAGCUUGCUGAGAAACUGAAGAAGAAACAGGAGAGUUUUCUGCGACUUCAGACUGAAAAGGAAGCGCUCUACAAUGACAGCAGGACCAAAAUUGAUGAGAUCCAGCAGCGGAAGGAGGAUGAGCUCAAAUCCCUGCAGAUUCGCAACCAGAAGCUGCAGCAAGAGCUGCAGACAGCAAACCAGGGCUGCUCAGAAUUAAAGGACCAACUGCAGAGCCAUCGCAAAGAGCAUGAGGUGGCCCUGCAGGCUUUACAGGAGCAGGUUGCUUGCCAAAGUGCGGAGAGCCAGGAACAGGUUGAAACCAUUCUCUCUGAAAACGAUGCCCUGAGAACCAACCUGGCAGCAUUAGAACAGAUCCAAACGUCCAAGACCCAAGAGAUGAAUCUGAUGCGGGAUCAGGUGGCAGCGCUGGGGGCAGAGCUGCAGCAGUGUCAGAGUGAGAAGGAGGCGCUGGCUGCCCACAGGGAGGAUCUGAACACACAGCUGCAGGAGUCACUCCGAGCCAACUCUCGUCUCUUGGAGCAGCUGCAGGAACUUGGGCAAGAGAAGGAGAGGUUGUUACAAGACCUCGACGAAGCCAGGAAGACAGCGGAGAAGCGCAAGACCAUGCUAGACGAGAUGGCCAUUGAGACCCAGCAAGAGAAGGGGCGCCAUAAGGAAGAGCUGAGCAACCUCCGCUUGCAGCACGAGAAGGAGGUGCUGGCCGUGCGGGCGCGCUACGAGCGGGAGCUGCGGGAGCUGCACGAGCACAAGAAGCGGCAAGAGGACGACCUGCGUGGCCAGCUGAAGGAAGAGAAGGCUCGCAGCCAAGAACUGGAGUCCAUGCAGCAAACGGUGGAGCAGCUGCGCCUGCAGAUACAGUCCAUGGAUGGCACCAAGGGCUGGUUUGAGCGGCAGCUGAAGGACGCAGAGGAGCUGAUAGAGAAGCACCAGCAGGAACAUUUGGAGGCAAUGCGAGUCUGUAAGGAGCAGCAUGUGGCUGACCUGCAGCUCAAGGACCAAGAGGUGGAAGCCGUCAAAGAGCAGCUGCGAGAGAUCGAAAGAGUCCGGGAUGAACAUAUGGGCACAAUCGGUCGGCUGAAACAGGAGGUGAAGGACACGGUCGACGGGCAGAGGAUUCUGGAGAAGAAAGGCAGCGCAGCGCUGAAGGAUCUAAAGCGGCAGCUCCACCUGGAACGGAAAAGAGCGGACAAGCUUCAGGAGCGGCUCCAGGAAAUCUUAACCAAUAGCAAGAGCAGGACAGGAAUUGAGGACCUCGUUCUGGCAGAUAUCAGCUCACCAAGCCGGGCACAGACGGGGGACAGCAGCAGCAUCUCAUCCUUCAGCUAUCGUGAAAUCAUGAAAGAGGGCUCCGGGACCGGCAGUAACAAGUCAACCACAGGCAGUCCCCAGUCACAGUCGCAGCCCCCGCGGCCAGCUGACCUCUCGGACGAGGAGAUCUCUGAGCUGUUCCAGCGUCUGGCUGAAGUUCAGCAGGAGAAGUGGCUACUGGAGGAGAAGGUGAAGCACCUUGAGGUCAGCAGUGCCUCCAUGGCUGAGGAUCUGUGCCGGAAGAGCGCCAUCAUUGAAACCUACGUGAUGGACAGCCGCAUCGAUGUAUCGGGAGCCCAUGGGCAAGUGGACCGCAGCAGCCUGAGCAGCGUUUUGCGGGACCUGGUGAAGCCGGGAGAUGAGAAUCUGCGUGAGAUGAACAAGAAGCUUCAGAAUAUGCUGGAGGAGCAGCUGACUAAAAACAUGCACUUGCAAAAGGAUCUGGAAGUCCUCUCCCAAGAGAUAGUCCGUCUCAGCAAGGAGUGUGUCCCUUCCCCUGAUGCUGAGCCUAGCUUGGAUGAUGCCGUCUGAGCCCACGUCCGUCCGUCCUGCGACAUCCGCCCCCUUUGCUUUGCCCUCGACUGCCCUGCCGGUGUGAGGGGAUCUUGGCAGCUUCCUGCCUCCCCCUUGGCUGGAUGACUUCUCUCUUUCUGUUUUCGGAAGACAUGUUAACUUUCUCCAGCUGGCUGUGUCUCCCUCAGCACUGCAGAAGGGUUCUCUUUAAACCCCUUCCCUUCACUGGCUGCCCGCUCAGGCCCCACCCUACAAACAGAUUGUAUUCUCCCCCCCCCCCGCCGCCCCCAUGCCAAGAGACGCUGUUUCUUCUGGGGGCAGUCAUGGCUGGCCCUUUAAGAAGCACUGACUGAGGUGGCCUUUUGCAGCGGGCAGGAGGGUCGUCGCCUGCCAAUUAGGGUUGCUCCAGGACUGCCACGCAGCCUCCAAAAAGAGGAAGGUUGGGUGUUGUGAGUCUGGAGCGACUGUGGAGCUGUGAAGCCGGAUGGGAGGUAUUUCUGCCACAGGAAAGAACAGCUUCAGGUUCCAGCCUUGGGAUCCCAUUGUCUCUCGGAGCAAAGGAUGAACAGGUGUCCUAACGUCCUCCUAAGCCUCUCCCCCUGCCUCUGCCACCCCCACCCCACCCCCACUUUUACAGGCUAAAUGUGUGACCCUCGAGCACCGUCACUCUCAUCCCCUCUCCACUGAGCCCCCUGGUCUUCCAUGCCACUCAUUCUGCAUGCUUGGUCAGCCCCCCAGUCUACGUGCCCCAGUUCUAUCCAGCUGCUGCUGCUGCUAAUUAAAAAAGAGAGAGAGAGAGAGAAUAAAAUAUUAUAGAUAAAUAUAUAUAUAUAUAUUUGCGCAGAUUCCUUCCCUCUGGGUGGGACUGAACCCAAGCGGUGCAAACCCUUGCCCUACAGGAGGGGAGCUCUUGGGCUCGUGCAAGGCCCCAGCGGCACUUUCUGUUGGGGGGGGCGGUGGCGUGUGUGUUUAUUUAACGUAUCAAUGACUUGUACAAGGCUGUAAUUGUUGAGCAACUGAUAAUGCAAACAAUGAUUUUUGACUGGC